Molecule: messenger RNA, 2440 nt
Organism: Thermothielavioides terrestris NRRL 8126
Lineage: Eukaryota; Fungi; Ascomycota; Sordariomycetes; Sordariales; Chaetomiaceae
Exons: 3
Coding region: 1-2082 (693 amino acids)
Biological process (GO): deadenylation-independent decapping of nuclear-transcribed mRNA; P-body assembly
Cellular component (GO): P-body
Molecular function (GO): mRNA binding
Source: RefSeq, a predicted model, not a curated record
AUGGCCGCCGAAUUUGUCGGCUUGCAGAUGGUGGUGACGCUGCACGGCGUUCCACCAAGGCGCCUCAAGGGAACCAUCAGCGAUGUUGAAGCCGGCGCCGGCCUGACCCUCAGCAAUGUCUGGAUGCUCGACACCAACGAGUGGAAGCCGCGCUUGACGAUCCCCUCGAAAGACAUCGCCGACGUGACCCAGGUCCCGACCGUCCCUCCGCCGAAUGCCGUGCCUGUCGCGGCCCCGUCAAAUUCUGCCCCGCCUCCACCUGCACCAGCUGUUGCCCAGCAGCCGCCGAGGCCUACGUUCGUGGACCCUGCGAUUGUAGCAGUCGGCAAGCCACCCUCCGCAGUACCUCCACCGAGUCGCGCGCCCGAGCUCAGUUCGCUCCCUGGUCUAAGCACGACUACUGGCCCGGCCCCAGUAGUCCACCCCACCGUUCAAGUCGCGAGCACGUCCCGGGAGGUCACGCCAACGAGUGCGGUCGCCGCGAACUUCAAGGGGCUGAAGCUUAGGGGCGAUAGUGCAACCGCCGAAGCCGCCCAGGAAGUGGAGGAUGCUGAGGCGCCUCUCGACUUCGGGGAGGUUGUCGGCCAGCAGAAGACCCGGCGGGUGCGGAAGGCCCGGAACGCGAAACCGCCAACACGGGAGCAGGACGACGCAUCUCCGGCUCCUUCGGCCAAGACGGCGGGCAGAGGGAAGGGCUGGCGGCAGACGCCUAUUCUGCAGAGCACGGCAUCCUUCCAGCCGUUUGACUCGCUCAAGCGGAAUGGCAAAGGCCGGCAUGCCGUCGACAGCGGAUGGGCCUCCGAGGAUGUUACCGACGUUCAGGAGAUGGGCGACUUCGACUUUGAGGGCGGCCUGGCCAAGUUCGACAAGCAGAACCUGUUCGCGCAGAUGAGGAAGGACGACCUGAUCGACGAGGCCGAGCGCUUGGUGUCGCAUAACCGGCUGCCUCGUCCCAAACCGGGGACGGGCGGCGGGAAGAACCUGCACUACUCGGAAAACCUCCCGACGCCGGCCGCGGCCCAAGGCCUCUACGUGCUGCCGUCGAACCGCCGUAUCGAGACGGUCUCGGCGCUGCAGAUGCUGAACCUCGAGAACAUUGCUCACAACGAGAUCGGCCUGACGGAGGAGAUGAUGACGGAAAACGCCGGGCGCGGCAUCGCCGAGGUGACGCUCACCGCGCUCGCGGACCCGGCCAUCAAGGUCCGCCUCGCCGGCAGCGUCGACCCGGCCACGGGCGCGUCCCCGCCACCACCCGCCGUGGUCGUCCUGGCGGGCAACAACAAGUCCGGCAGCCGGGCGGUGGCGGCGGCGCGGCACCUGCGCAACAAGGGCGUCAACGUGCUGGUGUGCGUGGCGGGGCUCGAGCGCGGCGAGCGCGACCUGCUCGAGGACGUGCAGCAGCAGGUGCGGCUGUACCGCAACCUGGGCGGGCGCGUCUUCACCAAGACGGACUUCUUCGAGCACCUGCGCAAGAUUAGCAUCCCGACGCUGACCAUCGACACGCCGCGCACCUCGUCGUCGCUGAGCGCCCCCGCGCCGCCGGUCGCGCUCAUCGUCGACGCCCUGCUCGGCCUCGCCAUCUCCUUCGACGAGCUCCGCAACGCCGACCAGGCCACCGUCUACGAGCUGAUCGAGUGGGCCAACCGCAACGAGGCCUUCGUCCUCUCCCUCGACGUCCCCAGCGGCAUCGACCCCUCCUCGGGCGCCGUCAGCGUCGUCGACGGCGCCCGCCUGUACGUCAAGCCGCGCUACGUCGUCGCCGUCGGCGCCCCCAAGCGCGGCCUGCUCGAGGCGCUGGUCGCGGCCGACAACGACGACGGGGACAAGACGGUCCUGGCGGGCGCCGACGGCGCCGGCGCCGGUGCCGGCGGCCUGGGCGGCGGCGGCGGCGGCGGGCCCCUGUGCGACGAUGCCGUCCUCGAGUGGAAGCUGUUCCUCGUCGACAUGGGGCUCGGCCAGGCCGUGUGGAAGAAGGCGGGCACGAGGAUGCGGCGGGGCGUCGAUUUCGGCGAGCGCUGGGUCCUGGAGAUGGUGUACAGGGGGUCUCUACCGGCCGAGGAGGCAGAUGAGGAGGAGGUUUGAGAGAGAAGAGAGGUGUCGCGGCGUGGCGGAUCGUGUCUGUCUGGGUGAUGUCUCGCUCGUUCGUUUGGCGACGGCGGUUGGCGGUUUACACUACAUACGGUAUACUCAUUGCAUGAACGGCGGUGUCUUUGCCUGGUUGGGUGGCUUGGGUCAAUAUCGAGCACGGCGUUGAGCGGGUCCUGAACUAUAGCAUUUCUUGGUUCUGUAUGCACUGCAGCACGAGAGCGGAGUUCGAUUGCGGAUGGGCAACUCUGAGCAUAGAUACACUGAUCCACUGAGAGAGAGAAGGCUUGCUUGGCAUUUAGAAGAAAUCAGGUUUCAGGUUGGAAUGGAAAAGGAAAAGCAAGUUUAUGGCAGU